UCUUCUGCUUUGCGCCUUUGCCUACACUUCUCGCUCGGCUUUUCAACUGUGAGCUAACUGCUAAGAAAGCCAUGGCUGCACUGUCAAUGGGAAUCCAACUAACGUAGUAACGUAUCAGCAAGUGCCUCGACUAUAGUUCCGCAGAUUAUCUACUCCGUAUUUUAUCUUGUUUUCUGCUUCUCUCUAUCUGAGCGUUUUCAUUGCCAUUUUCCCUUCAUCUGAGCUCCCAAAGCUCUGCGUUCCAUACCCAGCGUGAAAAGGCUAAGACGGAUAUAAGCAAUCAGUUGAAAAUGUUUGCGAAAUUUCAACAUUUUGAUACCAACUGUUUCUACAUACGGAGUUCUACCAAAAGCACUCCAAGAAUUGGAAUUUCUGUAAAACCUCCAAGGAAGGACCACUACCAAAGGAAAAUUGAACUCAAUCCUGAUGGAAGAUCAGUAGAAAGCAAGAAUGUUGGGGUUAAAUUGGGGCCAAAUGUUGGUCUUGGUGAUGUUAAGAAAAAUUUGCAAAACCAGAAGUCAACUUCCGGUGAUGAGAGAAAUGGUGUUUUGAAGUCCCAGACUGGCUUGUUUACAAAACGAGAUGGUAGGGUAGAAAGUAGGAAGAAAAGUGGGGGUGAAACAAGGCGAGGAAAUUUGCAUGAAAAAGUGCAGACCAAGUGUUCGACGAAAUGGGGGAGAUACGGAGGGUGUAUUCCGGCAAUUUUAGAGGCUUUAGAAAGCUGUGGUGAUUUGGAUGAGGCUUUGAAGCCUUGGCAAAUGACUUUGACCAAUAAAGAGAGGAGUAUAAUAUUAAAGGAACAGCUGGGUUGGGAAAGGGCCUAUGAGAUUUUCAAUUGGUUCAAGAAGAAGGGAUGCUAUGAGGUGAAUGUGAUUCAUUACAACAUUAUGCUGAAGACUCUUGGGAGAGCGCAUAGGUGGAGUGAAGUGGAGAAGUUGUGUGAUGAAAUGAGGGAGAGGAGUAUUAAACCCGUAAAUUCAACGUAUGGAACUUUGAUUGAUGUGUAUAGCAAAGGUGGUCGCAGGGAGGAAGCAAUGAAGUGGUUGGAUUUGAUGAACCAAAGAGGGAUGGAACCUGAUGAGGUCACCAUGGGAACUGUAGUUCAAAUGUAUAAAAAGGCCGGGGAGUUUAAGAAAGCAGAAGAGUUUUUCAAGAAAUGGUCCUUGAACAUGCAACAGGUGGAACAGCCUGUAAAUGGAAAACCUAGAAGAAAUAUUAGUUCAGCUGUUUCCAGUAUUUGCUUAAGCUCUCAUACGUAUAAUAACUUGAUAGAUACAUAUGGGAAGGCUGGACAAGUAAAAGAGGCUAGUGAGACUUUUGAAAGGAUGGUUAAGGAAGGGAUUGCACCAACAACAGUGACUUUCAAUACAAUGAUUCACCUGUAUGGUAAUAAUGGUCAACUGGAAGAAGUUGGGUCCCUGAUGCAGAAAAUGGAGGAGCUUAAAUGCUGUCCUGAUACACGGACGUACAAUAUUCUUAUUUUUCUCCAUGCUAAGCAUGACAACAUAGAAAUGGCAGCCAACUACUUUAAACUGAUGAAGAGUGCUUCUCUAGAACCAGACACUGUAAGCUAUCGCACUCUCUUGUAUGCCUUUUCAAUAAGGCAAAUGGUUUGUGAAGCAGACAUGCUGAUUCUAGAGAUGGAUGAGAGAGGAUUAGAGAUUGAUGAAUUUACUCAAUCUGCUUUAACUAGGAUGUAUCUAGUAGCUGGUCUGUUGGAAAGGGCAUGGUCGUGGUUCUGGAGGUUUCACCUUGGGGGAAAAAUGACUUCCGACUGUUACUCUGCCAACAUUGAUGCUUUUGGUGAGCAUGGCCAUAUUUUAGAGGCUGAGAAAGUUUUUAAUUGCUGUCAGGAGGUAAAACGUCUUACUGUCCUCGAGUUCAAUGUAAUGAUCAAGGCUUAUGGGAUCAGCAAGAAAUAUGAUGAGGCUUCUUGUUUAUUUGAUAGUAUGCAGAAGCAUGAUAUAUCUCCAGACCGAUGUAGCUACAGCUCUCUCAUUCAGAUGCUAGCUGGUGGUGAUCUCCCAGUAAAAGCAAAAUCUUAUGUAAGCAAAAUGCAGGAGGCGGGAUUGGUGGAUGAUUGUGUCCCUUAUUCUGUUGUCAUAUCCAGCUUCAUAAAACUAGGUCAGUUGGAAAUGGCAGUUAGCUUAUAUAAAGAGAUGAUUAGGUUUGGCAUCCAACCUGAUGUUGUUGUUUAUGCUGUACUGAUAAAUGCCUUUGCUGACAUUGGAAGUGUUAAAGAUGUUAAUUGCUACUUUGAUGAUAUGAUAAAGGCUGGCUUGCAGAUGAAUUCUGUUAUAUGCAAUUCUUUGAUAAAGAUAUAUAGUAAAGUUGGAUACUUGAAAGAAGCUGAAGAAAUAUACAAAACACUUCUGUCUUUUGAGGAUGGUCCUGAUAUAUACUCUUCGAACUGUAUGAUCGAUUUGUAUAGUUUGCGAUCUAUGGUUGGACAAGCGGAAGAGGUUUUUGAGCACUUGAAGAGAAAAGGAAUUGCAAAUGAGUUUUCUUAUGCUAUGAUGUUGUGCAUGUACAAAAGGAAUGGAAGGUUUAAUGAGGCCAUUCGAAUUGCAAAUGCAAUGAGGGACCAAGGACUCUUGACUGAUUUGUUGAGUUACAACAAUGUGCUUGGACUAUAUGCAGUUGUAGGAAGGUUCAAGGAUGCAAUGGCAACUUUUAAGGAAAUGUUGACAUCUUCCACCCAGCCUGAUGAUUUUACAUUCAAAUCGCUUGGAAUUAUUCUUGUUAAAUGUGGGGUUCCAAAGGACACUGUUCGGAGAUUAAAAAUGAUGAGGAAAAAAGAUCCUCAGAAGGGUCUGCUUGCGUGGACUUCAAUUCUUUCUUCUGUGACUGGCUUGUAUGACACUGAUCAUGCUGCAUGUAUGGAUUUAUAACAAAGUUGACUGUAUUGGUAUUGCAGAUGAUGUAAUUUAGAGAAAAAUAGGCUCUGAAGGUGUCAUUUGGAAUUGUAUUUGUAGAAGCUGGUAUUGGGAACAUGCUAAACAAUUUCUCAACUGAAGCAGAUGCCUUCUUAGUGUGAUGAAGCGGCUUAAGCCUUGUAUAGAUGCAACUUGGAACUUCUAUGAAGCUAUUGUAAAAUUUCAAAUUAGAAAUACAAGUGGUUUAUAUUCAAAAGUUAGAAA
Ipomoea triloba (trilobed morning glory) is the source of this 3140-nucleotide messenger RNA. Its product is annotated as pentatricopeptide repeat-containing protein At3g23020. Lineage: Eukaryota; Viridiplantae; Streptophyta; Magnoliopsida; Solanales; Convolvulaceae. The record is from RefSeq and is a predicted model, not a curated record. Gene Ontology annotation, molecular function: protein binding. The transcript has a single exon. The coding region runs from base 291 to 2891 and encodes 866 amino acids.